UCUCCCGGCGUGAGCUUUUGCGCUAACCUCUCCAUCUCUCUCUCUCUACUGUGUUUUUUUGAGGUUUUUAUUCUCAAAAAGUCCGAAGAAAUAUCAACUAGACAAUCGUUAAUAAUAUUCCUAAUUAUCUCUCUCCCUUUCUCUCUCUCUAUAUAUUUUGUAUGAGUUUAUAUGUAAUCGCCAUAUAUUCAAUUCUAUUCUCUCGUAUCUCAAAGUGCAAGCAAAUGCCUACUACAGUUCACUGCCAUAUAUCCGAUUCGCACCACCACCUCUCCGCCGCUGUCGCGGCGGCGACGACGGCGGUGAGGAUACAGAAGCAGCCGCCGUUGCCGACGUGGACGGUGGUGGUCCCAGACAGCUUGCUGCAGUACCACGUCCACGCGGUGGGGCCCAACCAGUGCUGCUCCGCGGUGGUGCAGGAGGUGUCCGCCCCGCUGGACGCCGUGUGGGCCCUGGUCCGCCGCUUCGACAACCCGCAGGCCUACAAGCAUUUCCUGAAGAGCUGCCACGUCAUCGUGGGCGACGGCAGCAGCGUGGGCACGCUCCGCGAGGUGCGCGUGGUGUCCGGCGUCCCGGCCGUCUCCAGCACCGAGCGCCUCGAUAUCCUCGACGACGAGCGACACGUGUUCGGCUUCAGCGUCGUCGGCGGCGACCACCGCCUCCGCAACUACCGCUCCGUCACCACUCUCCACCACCGCGCCGCCGCAGAUUCCGAACACCACAAGACGGUCGUCGUGGAAUCCUUCGUCGUCGACGUCCCGCCGGGGAAUACUAAGGAAGAGACGUGCGUCUUCGUUGACACCAUCGUGCGGUGCAAUCUCCAGUCGUUAGCGCAAAUCGCGGAAAGCUCCGGCAAGAAUAAUCAAAACAUCGUCAAAUCUUCUUGUAAUUAAUUCAUAAGUAAAUUAAUCAUAUGAACAAUGUAAACAUGGUUUCAUUUUAACUACUUUUCCGUUUCCAUUUUUUAUCUUGACGAUGAUCCGCACACUUUUUGUUCUAAAUUCCUUUGUUAUUAGCAUCUGUACUAGAUCUUCAACUGCAAGAACUGAGGUACAAUUAGUGUUGUAAAUCGCUAGAUGUAAAUUAAUAUUAAUGUCUUUAUUAUUAUUUUUUUGUUACAAA
Messenger RNA from Ipomoea triloba (trilobed morning glory), 1122 nucleotides. RefSeq names its product abscisic acid receptor PYL4. Lineage: Eukaryota; Viridiplantae; Streptophyta; Magnoliopsida; Solanales; Convolvulaceae. The transcript has a single exon. Gene Ontology annotation, cellular component: cytoplasm; nucleus. Gene Ontology annotation, molecular function: abscisic acid binding; signaling receptor activity; protein phosphatase inhibitor activity. Gene Ontology annotation, biological process: abscisic acid-activated signaling pathway. The record is from RefSeq and is a predicted model, not a curated record. Bases 162 to 893 code for a protein of 243 amino acids.